Molecule: messenger RNA, 1662 nt
Organism: Chironomus riparius
Lineage: Eukaryota; Metazoa; Arthropoda; Insecta; Diptera; Chironomidae
Source: the annotation of a GenBank genome assembly
UUCUUUUUUUGUGAUUUGAAUAAUUUUUUAUCGUUAAUUUGAAAACCCCUCAAUAGUCACGUGACUUAUUGUACGGUUCUAAAGUCAAAAUAAAAAUAGUAAAAAUUUAAAGUUCUCUCAGUUUUACGUGAUUAAGGAUGUUUAAGUUACUUCUAGUACUGCUUGCAGUUGGUCUAGCUGCUCAAGUCCAUUGUGAGAAUGUUCCAGCAUUCAUUUUCGGCACUAAGUCCCCAACAUUUUUACCAACAUUACAGCACAUAAGCGGUGAUGAAUUCGUUACUUUAGUGAAAUCGCAAGCUGAUAAGGACACAUUGACAGUCGUAUUUGUUGAGAAUAAAUUGUCAGUUGAGGACUUGAGUCAGUGUAAAUUGAGCACGAAGACAUGCUUUGAGAAUUUACGUAAAACCGACAAGACAUAUUUGUCAUCUGUCGAACAUCCAGUCGACUCAUUGAUCAAUGCAUUCGGUAAGCAGAAGAGCAUUACUGUCACAAAUGACAAGGAUGUGAAGGAAGUGACUCUCGAUGGCGAGAAAAUUCUCUUCGUUUAUCUUGAUGAUGUUGAACGUCCAGAAGACUUUUCUGAGCACGAUAAAUUGAUCAGCAAGGCACUCGAACAACUUCAAUCACAAUAUGGAGACGUAAUUGCCGUCUACACAGCCAUUCAUCCAACAUUCAAAUAUUCAGCACACAAAGUCAAGCGUGAAGCAGAGCCAGUAGAAGAAAAGGUCGAAGAAAAAGCAACAGCAGCUCCAGAGCCACCAAAACAAAAGCCAAAGCCACAAGAAGAUGAAGUUAUCGACACAACAAAUACUACAGUCUUCACAAACGAUAGACACGUCCUACUUGCAUUCAAAAAAAUGAUCUACGGCGAAAGAAAUGAAGAAGUCCAGGAUGUUGAGGUUCUUGCUUCUGCAUUCACGAUGGCCGUCUCAAAUGUUAGCGAAAGUGAAUUUUUAGUGACAUUAACAGCACCAGGACAUAAAGUUGAAAUGAAAACAUCAAUUUCAGCUGGAACAUGGCAAGUAACAUUCAGAUAUAAUGAUAUGGACGAAACUCGCGAAAAAUUACAUCCAAGAACAGGUGUUGUAGGCUAUGGAUAUAGUCACGGCUUUGGAUGUGGUGAUCUUUAUGUUGAGAGCUUCACACGUCAUCUUAGAUUCAUUGGAUUCCAAUUCCAACCAGAUUUUGAACCAACAGAAGAGACUCCACUUGAGGACAGAACAUUCUCAGACAAUGUCUCGGACUGUGUUGGAUUCUUUAGUGCUGGAAUUUGGGGUGCAUUGUUUGUUAUCUUCAUUAUGGCAUUUAUUAUGACUUAUGGAAUUUCCAUGAUGUUGGAUAUCCGCACAAUGGAUAAAUUUGAUGAUCCAAAAGGAAAGACGAUUAUCAUUAAUGCUCAGGAAUAAGCAAAUUGUUAAGGCUGUGUCGAACAAAAUAUUCCAUUUAUUUAUGAAAAUAAAAAGAUUAGUCAGAGAAAGGAAGUUGAGUGUGAUUUCUGUUGCAUGGAAAUAGCUGAAAAUUGUUGAAUUAAAAUUACUUGACGUACAUUCUGUAGUUUAUUCUAAAAUUGUUAAUUACACAUUUUAAAUGAAAUAUUUUUGUUAAUCUUUUUGAAAAAUAAAAUAGACUGUUGGGUCACACUCGAGGUAGGAUAGAAAUUGA